Molecule: messenger RNA, 297 nt
Organism: Exophiala oligosperma
Lineage: Eukaryota; Fungi; Ascomycota; Eurotiomycetes; Chaetothyriales; Herpotrichiellaceae
Exons: 4
Coding region: 1-297 (98 amino acids)
Biological process (GO): P-body assembly; mRNA splicing, via spliceosome
Cellular component (GO): catalytic step 2 spliceosome; U6 snRNP; Lsm1-7-Pat1 complex
Molecular function (GO): RNA binding
Source: RefSeq, a predicted model, not a curated record
AUGGCAGACACGGCAGAUGAAGCAGCGACAUCUGUGUCGGAACCCCUCGAUCUAGUCCGAUUGUCGCUCGACGAAAUCGUGUUUGUUCGACUACGAGGAGAUCGUGAACUCAAAGGAAGACUACAUGCCUACGACAGUCAUUGCAACCUGGUUCUAGGAGAAGUCGAGGAAACAAUAUUCUCAAUUGACGAAGACGAGGAUGGAGAAGAGUCAGUAAAGACAACGAAAAAGCAAUCAGACAUGCUAUUCGUAAGAGGGGAUUCUGUUGUUCUCAUCUCGCCCCAACCGGAGUCAUGA